AUGAUCAAGCCAUUGUACUCGAUUGAGAAGCAAAAACAGUUGCUCCAAGUAGUCCAAGCAGUGCACGAAGAGGCAGGUCGACCGAAGGUCAUCUCAAUCAAGACGCUGUUUCGAAUCCCCAGCAGCGACAAGUACCCCCUGGCACUGCAAGGCAUUCGGUUUCCAGUGUCUGAACUACGAAAGGAGAAGCGUGAAGGUCGACUGGAUCCUGACAUUGUGGCCGCGUUGGACGCCAUUGGGUUUGUGUGGAACGCGGACCAGUUCCAGUGGAGCCAAACCCAGUUGGCCUUGACCAAGUACAAGGAACUCCACGGCAACUUGCUCGUUCAAUCCCAUUUCAACGUCCCGAAGGAUGACCCGGUAUGGCCAACGGAGCUCUGGUCCAAGAAACUGGGUGUUGUAGUGGCUCGAAUUCGAGCGCACAAGACUACACUACCCCCAGAGAAGAAGCAGUGGUUGGACAGCACGGGAUUCGUCUGGGACGCUGCUGAACUGCAUUGGAAGUCGAAUCUGGCGGCACUGGAAACGUUCAAGGCCAUCCAUGACCACCUUUCGUGCCUUCGGAACUUGUCGUGCCAGCAGACGACCCGCAAUGGCCCGUCGAGAUGUGGGGACUCAAACUUGGGAAAUUGGCUCGAUGUGCUGAAUUCGCUUGGGUUUGUAUGGCUGGUGUAUGCCCGAGGCGUUGGCCAUAGCCCACCUGCCAACUUUUCGCUCAAGGAACAGCAGCAAAUAUUGCAAGUGGUCCAAGUCCAACGUUCCCAGCAGCGCCAUACAAAGUUUGUGUACUUGCCUAGUCAAUUCAGAGUCCCCGAUCAAGCCCCGUGGCCCCUACACUUGCAUAAGGUCAAACUGAACAUUUCAAAGUUCCGACGGGCAAACAUACAGGGCAAUGUGGAGCCAUCAGUUGUACAAGCCUUGGACGCCAUGCAUUUUGUAUGGAACGGGUUAGAGCACCAAUGGAGCCUGAAUAUGGAAGCGCUGGGUAUUUACAAAGCCCAGUAUCAAGACUUGCUCAUUCCAAAGCUGGGGAUGGUCGUGGAAAACUUGCGCGCUCGCAAGGCCAAACUGAUGCCACAGCGACGCCAAGCGUUGAAUGCGAUGGGGUUUGUGUGGAAUGCUAACGAAGCGCAGUGGCAAUUGAACUUGGCGGCGCUCGAGACCUUCAAACAAGUGCAUGGACAUGUGAAUGCCCUUCGAGAUUGUGUCGUGCCAUCUGGAGGCGGCUGGUGGCCAUCGCGGUUUUGGGGGUUGCCUUUGGGUUAUGUUGCCAAGUCCCUUCGGAAGCGUGUCCACAGAUUGUCCAACAAGCGACGACAUGCAUUAGACGAGUUGGGGUUUGUGUGGAAGCCAUUGGAGGACCAGUGGAACAACCGCAACCUCUUGGCGUUGAAGACGUUUAAACGUAUCUAUUGCCAUAUGAAGAUUCCAAUGAAGUUUAUUUAUACGGUAUCUCAGCCACCAACCUAG
This is a messenger RNA of Aphanomyces astaci, 1470 nucleotides long. RefSeq lists its product as hypothetical. NCBI's taxonomy places the organism in Eukaryota, Oomycota, Saprolegniomycetes, Saprolegniales, Verrucalvaceae. The transcript is spliced from 4 exons. The coding region runs from base 1 to 1470 and encodes 489 amino acids. The record is from RefSeq and is a predicted model, not a curated record.